UCAUACACUAGCUCAAGUCAACCUGCAAUUUGGCUCAACAUUUGAGCCAAAAAACUAUUCACAAUCGGCGGGGUUUUGUUGCAGAAAUCUUCCUCUAUAAAUUUCCCGUGGACUGAGCACGAAUUUGGAACCCUGGAUGGGAUUUUAGACAUGUUUUCUCACUAAUAAACUGGGCUAGUAAUGCAGGAGACAGCGACUCUGUCAGUGGCUCAAGAUGGCAGAUUUUUAUUGAGUUCUGAACAGAAAUCUUGCUUUAUUUUUUGCCAUGAAUAACAGAAGUCCUUGCACCGAUGGCCCCUGUAUACGAAGGUAUGGCCUCGCAAGUGCAAGUCUUGUCCCCUCACACUCUCCAGUCAAGUGCCUUCUUUAGCGUGAAGAAGCUGAAGGUGGAGCAGAGUUCAUACUGGGAUAUGACAGGGUACGGCACACACAGCAAAGUCGUCUACAGCCAGAACAGCAAGCAGCAAGUGUCCCAAGCCACCUCUCUGGGAAUCAACUCCUCUCUGCCCUACGAGCAGCCUGCGCUCAUCUUCCCAGCGAGCGCGGGGCAAAUUGUGGUUGCCUCGGCCAGCAGUACCUCAGGCACUGCAGGGCCUCUGGGGCCUCUGUUGGGCUUGGGCAGUAGCGGUAGUGGCGGUGGAGGCAGUAGCAGUAGCGGAGGAGGAAGCGGUGGAGCAGUCCACAACCUGACCCGUCGCAGCACUGUCAGCCUGCUGGACACCUACCAGCGAUGCGGGCUUAAGCGCAAGAGUGAGGAGCUCAACAACAGCAACAGCAGUGUGACGAUCAUCGAGGAGCACGGCGGCAGCACAAUGAUGAUCCAGAACGCAGCCAGCGGGGCCACAGUGGCCACCGCCACGGCAACAGCCACAUCGACAGCCACAUCCAAGAACAGUAGUUCCAACAAUGAAGGUGACUACCAGUUGGUGCAGCACGAGGUGGUCUGCUCUAUGACCAACACCUACGAGGUGCUAGAGUUCUUGGGCAGAGGCACCUUCGGCCAAGUGGUCAAGUGCUGGAAGAGGGGCACCAACGAGAUUGUGGCCAUCAAGAUCCUGAAGAACCACCCGUCGUACGCACGCCAGGGCCAGAUCGAGGUGAGCAUCCUGGCCCGGUUGAGCACAGAGAGUGCAGACGACUACAACUUUGUGCGCGCCUACGAGUGCUUCCAGCACAAGAACCACACAUGCCUGGUGUUCGAGAUGCUGGAGCAGAACCUGUACGACUUCCUCAAGCAGAACAAGUUCAGUCCGCUGCCAUUGAAGUACAUCAGGCCGGUCUUGCAGCAGGUGGCCACAGCCCUGAUGAAGCUCAAGAGCCUGGGCCUGAUCCAUGCCGACCUGAAGCCAGAGAACAUCAUGCUGGUGGACCCCUCCAGGCAGCCCUACCGAGUCAAGGUCAUCGACUUUGGCUCGGCCAGCCACGUGUCCAAAGCUGUGUGCUCCACCUACCUGCAGUCCAGAUACUACAGAGCUCCAGAGAUCAUCCUGGGCCUGCCCUUCUGUGAGGCCAUCGACAUGUGGUCCCUGGGCUGUGUCAUCGCUGAGCUCUUCCUAGGCUGGCCCCUCUACCCAGGAGCCUCCGAGUACGACCAGAUCCGGUACAUCUCUCAGACACAAGGGCUGCCUGCGGAGUACCUCCUGAGUGCAGGGACUAAGACUACCAGAUUCUUCAACAGAGACACAGACUCCACCAACUACCCCCUGUGGAGGCUGAAGACACCUGAGGACCAUGAGGGAGAGAUGGUGAUCAAGUCCAAGGAGGCCCGGAAGUACAUCUUUAACUGCCUGGAUGAUAUGGCUCAGGUGAAUAUGACAUCAGAUUUGGAGGGCAGCGACAUGCUGGCGGAGAAGGCAGACCGUAGAGAGUUCAUCGACUUGUUGACCAAGAUGCUUACGAUCGACGCGGACAAACGGAUCACCCCCAUCGAGACCCUCAAUCACCCCUUCGUAACCAUGACCCACCUCCUCGACUUCCCCCACAGCACACAUGUCAAGUCCUGCUUCCAGAACAUGGACAUCUGUAAGCAUCGCAUGGGCAUGUACGACACGGUCAACCAGAGCAAGACCCCUUUCAUCACCCACGUGGCCCCCAGCACCUCUACCAACCUCACCAUGACCUUCAACAACCAGCUCAACACUGUGCACAGCCAGGCCACCAACCUGGCUCCCUCCACCACCAGUACCACCCUUUCCCUUGGCAACUCCGAUGUCUCCAUACUAAACUACCGAGCUGCACUCUACCAGCCCUCCACAGCCUCCAUGGCUGCCGUGGCACAGAGGAGCAUGCCCCUGCAUCCUGUGGCCCCUCAGCUCUGUGCUGCCCGGCCUGACCCCUUCCAGCAGGCCCUCAUCGUCUGCCCACCUGGCUUCCAAGGUCUGCAGGCAUCUCCGUCCAAACACACGGGCUACUCUGUACGGAUGGACAACGCCGUUCCCAUAGUGACGCAGGCCCCCGGCGCCCAGCCCCUGCAGAUCCAGCCAGGCCUGUUGACACAGCAGGCCUGGCCCAAUGGCACCCAGCAGAUCCUCCUCCCACCAGCCUGGCAGCAGCUCACCCACACCUCAGUCCAGCACGCCACCGUCAUCCCUGACUCCAUGACGGCCUCCCAGCCCCUGGCUAACUGGAGGAAUUCUCACCCACACGGCGGCCAUUACAAUCCCAUCAUGCAACAGCCGGCGCUGCUGGCUGGCCACGUCACCCUCCCAUCCAACCACAACCAGCCUCUCAAUGUGGGCGUGGCCCAUGUGAUGAGGCAACCGUCAACCAAUAACAACAACUCCUCUUCCAAAAAGAACAAGCAGCAUAAGAUGACUGCCAGGAAUGUGUCUGCGUACGAGGUGUCCUCCUCCCAGGCGGUACUAUCACCACAGCGCUCCAAGCGGGUGAAGGAGAACACCCCUCCACGUUGUGCUGUGCUUCAGAACAAUGGCCCUUCCUCCGGCUCCAGCUGCGGACCCCCCCUGGGCUGUGGAGGGUGGGGACGGGGCGAGGCAGAGCAGGCCUCCAGCACCACCCGGGACCACCACCAGCACCACAACGGGCAGCGUCAGACCAUCAUCAUCCCUGAUACGCCCAGCCCUGCCGUCAGCAUCAUCACUAUCAGCAGUGACACGGACGAGGAGGAUGAUCACAAUCAGAGCAACACCAACCAUACCAGCUCAUCCAAGCAGAGGAAGAACAUCAUCAGCUGUGUCACAGUACACGACUCCCCCGACUCGGACUCAUCCAGUAACAACAGUCCCUAUGCAGUAGAGUCCAGGCUGCCCAACAACAACGGCUACCAUGACUCCAAGACCACCCUACUGGACAACUACAGCAACGGAAACAACCUUCGCUCCAUCAUCAUUCCCCCUCUGAAGAGCCAGUCCAGCGAGGUGCUGAGCGAGUGUGAGCGCCUGAUACCAGGUACCUACACAGGUAUCUACACAGAUGCAAUGAAUCAUCAGAAUUCGGCGUACAAGUUCAAAACCUCCAACGGCGUGGGCAUGGUGUCUGGCAACAACCACCUGUCGGGGGGUGUGGCUUACCGACAGCAGCGCUCGGGGCCACACCCCUUCCAGCAGCAGCAGCCUCUCAAUCUCAGCCAGGUAUGGAGAGAGAGCCAAGCCCAGCAGCACAUGGUAACUGAGCGGAACGGAGGCCACCGGCGCCAGCAGGCUUACAUCACCCCAACCAUCGGCGCCCAGGCGCCCUACUCCUUCCACCACCACAACAGCCCUUCUCACACUGCCAACGUGCACACCCACCUGUCUGCCACCCACCUGUCUGCCACCCACCUGGCUGCCACCCACCUGGCUGCCACCCACCUGCCCGGCCAGCCCCACCUCUACACCUACACCACCACGCCCGCAGCCCUGGGCUCCACGGGCACUGUGGCCCACCUGGUGGCAACCCCGGGCUCUGCCCGCCACACGGUCCAGCACACCACCUACCACACACCGGGCAUCGUUCACCAGGUGCCCGUCAGCAUGGGGCACCAUGUGCUGCCCUCGCCCACCCUCCACCACAGCCAGUACCAGGCUCAGUUUGCUCACCAGACAUACAUCAGCGCCUCGCCUGCCUCCACAGUCUACACUGGAUACCCGCUGAGCCCUACCAAGGUGAACCAGUACCCUUACCUCUAGAGAAAAGCCAACACACUGGAGACCCAGACCCCCCCAGAUCCAGACCCCAGCAAUGAUGCUGCUGCUGCUCAAUCCAUGUCCUCCCUCCCUAUCCCCACUCCACAGACAGAGAGAUAGAGAGAGAGACAUGCAAUCUUUAAAAAACUGUCACGUUUACUUGAAGACAUAACGACAGAGGAGAAAGGUAAAUAAAUAGACAGCCCCUCUAGUAAGAGAAAGGACAGGUAGAAUAUAUAUUAUUCUUUUUCUAUUCAUCAUUUUUUCUCUCCAAAAGGGCCAGUUUUGCUUUGUUUUCUCUCUUUCAAAUGAGAGUAAUUUCUCGUAAUUUUACAGCAAUGUCUUCAUAAAGGGCCUUUGGGAGAGAUGGAGGGUUUUUGUUCUUCUAAAACAGCGUUUUGUUUGUUUUGGUUUUCCCCUCUUGAAUUGGAAAGGGACUGUUUUAACAAGGGGUCCCUCUCUUGAUGUUGGAAUUCCCAACGUAAGAAUUCCCAUGAGAAUUCCCAUGAGGAUUUGGGAAUGAAGGUGAAAUAUGGAAACCUGCUGCUCUUCAAAGAAUACAAAAAAUAAUGAUGGCCUUGAACUGUCUUAAACAUUUCCAAAUAAUUAAAUGUGUGGGGGAGAGAGAACAAAGCACCCCUCCGCCUCCCCACCCCUCCUUCUCCAACAGACAACUGGAGUCAGGAGUCUUCUGGAAAUAUAACCAACGAAAGACAAAAAAUCGUUCUAGUCUAUUAAUAGGUAUUUUCCCUUUGUUUUUUAGUUCUCGCCUUUUUGAGGAGACUUAUGUUUUAGGUAUAGGAGUCUUAGCUGGGCCACGUUUUUAGAAUGUAGCAGUCUGCACCCAUAUUAUUUUAUGAAUAACUUUUUCUGAUACCAAUAGAAUUUAUUUGUUCCUCUUUUUCCAAUGUGAUUGCACAAAGUGGUUAUAAUAACAUAGGCAUGUACAACGUGAUUGUCUGUGUGUGCGUGUGCUACUGUCAGCCAUGUGUGUGUAGUCCACCUCUUGCACCUUUGUGCUAUAAUACUCGGAAUCCUACGCAGUCUUAGGUUUGACCAUUGUUCCCUCGUAGUGCCUUACAGAUAUAACGACACAGUUUACUUCGCUGGAACCUUGAGAACCAACAGACUAGCUGGAACUGGUUCCUUUCAUUGAUGUCUUAUUGUCGGGGCAGAUUUGAUUUAUCUUCCAGGUGUAGGCUUAGCCCCUAGCUCUGUGUCCUAUCCUUAUGACAGUAUACUACAGAGAUAAGAGGUCAGAGUUCAUAUUUACUUGACCUUUGGCUUUUUUGUUAAGUGUACAUGAGUUUAACUUGCCUGGGGUACUGAACCAAAGUCGUUAGAUCAAUCCUCUUGACAUUGUGUGCUGGAUAUAAAUGUUAAUUUGUGUUCAGUAUAACUGUAAGUCACCGUGGUGCACAUACAUACAAUGGCUUUAGUUUGAGAUGUAUCACACAAGGGAAUCUGUACAGGAAAAAUAGAACAGAGAAGUAUCAGCACAAGGAUCCAUUUAGGGGAAACAGACAAUGCAAAAAUACAAGAAAGUGACUGUCAAAAACAUUUUAUGUGAUUUCAAGUGACAGAGUCCAGAGUUCGAGAAAAAAUAGGAAUCUAAGGUUAAAAGCUAAGCCAAUAGAAAGGCCUGAUGGGAAGUGGUGGUUGCUAUGGCGGUGAUCCUCAGAAGGCCACCGAGAAAGAGCCUGGUUGUUUCAUUAGGGAAGCAGAGUAUUGAGGGCUGCUGAGAGGUUGCUGGCUAGGAGUCAGACCUGGGUUCAAAUACUAUUUGAAAUCUUUUAAAUAACUAUAAUGUUUGUUUUAGCCUGCCUGCAGUGCCAGAUGGGCGGGGUUUGCAGUUUUUCAACUAUUGCAUUGCGCCAGGCAAACUCUGUCAAGCCCAGCUAAAGUAUUUGAAAUGAUUUUAAAUAGUAUUUAAACCCAGAUCUGGCGGGAGUGAGUGAGUGAGUGAGUAAGGGGCUAGUAGAAAGCAUUUGGUUGGUCUGGAUAAGAACUGAGGAUGGCAGAGUGGUAGGGGUGGCUUUCCUCAUGUAAAUGGGUCUAAAAGAAUAGCAUGUUGGCACGGAGCAGGUUGGUAGUAACAGUGACAGUGGGCAGGAGUUACAGGGGCAAUGCAUGAAUGCACACCUAACUCUGAUACAAGUUGUUGUGUUGUUGUUGUGGUCUUGCAAAGAUAAAUGGAAGUUAUUUAGUCAUUUCUGCUCUGAUGGUUGUGUAGCACCUCACAGCAUAGAGAGAGAUGUGAACGGAACAGAAAUGCUACUGCGUACACCUGGAAGGGCUUACUAUGAAAUGGGCUUCAUUUGUUGACACUUUAUCCAUUUUGUCUUCGGAAUCAUGUGUUCACAGACAUCAUACCACCAGAAAGGGAUACCUGAUAGUAAGAGAACUGAUUGGGCUAUUGCUUCUAUGUGUUUGCUGCUUAAUUUAAUAUCAGUUUUAUUUCUAGUAGCCAAUGAUAUAUGAUUACUCUGUUUGUUGUAGUGUCCUCAUGAAGUAGGCACAUCAGAACUGCUUGUGGUUUUAGCGAGAGCCUUCCCCCUUAUCCCCUCAUGUCAUGCCAUAGUACUUCAUUUGAAGUGAUUAUUUUAUUUUAACGUUAUUAUUGAACUUUUAAAAUGGCUGUAGGUACAGAAUAUACUGUAUUGUGUUAUUUUACAGAUUGUUGCAAUAAUUCUCGUGGAUGUUUUUAUCAGUGCAAGUGAUUUGUUAUUAGGCUCAUUUCUAUUUUGAUUUGUAACCGGGAGUUGCUGUACAGUGAUGUUAUGUAUUCAUAGGGGGAGGGGGUGUAUACCUGUGUAAAGUGUUCAGGCACAGUUGAGUUAUUAAGGUUAUAAAGUUGACAAUAAUCCAUUUGAGCCCUUAUAGGUAGGUAGCUUAGACUUGAGUGUGUCAGACCCAGGUUUGCUCCCUAAACUAAACCUAAAACAUCAACAUUUAGGUACUUCACCAAUACGCCACCACACUCCCUCCAACCGGCUCCACCAUGCAAGCCUUGGGUUCCUGGCAGAUGUGAUGCGUAACAUGUAUAGGUUGCUGGUUAUAUCAUUUUCUUUCUGUUCUGUGGUGUAUCCUUGUUGGUACUUUUUUGUUGAUUUCCAUGAGGCCUGUGGGCCUAAGAACACAGAUAAGGGAGAUGCUUUUCCACACGAGUGGUUGGCCCCUCCAUAAAGAGGCAGACUACUGAAACAUUCCACUGCAGGGAGAAUCUGGCGUCCAUACUGCACACCCUACAGUCUCUAUAACUAUCUGAUCACGGGGACUGACUUGUCAUUUUGGGACUUUUCUUUCUUCCCACCAAAGAAAUUCAACAUGUUGAUGAUGUACUGUACAAACACAAAUAAUCCCCAUGUGGUCUGGCAAUAACUUCUGGUCUAAACAUGUACCUUUACAGCACAUUGAGUGUGCUUUGAGGGCUAUUGAUGGGUUCAAAGCAAAUGUUAGUGUGUGAGGUGUACAGAUAUAGUACUGUAGAAAGACUGUAUGUGCACAACACACAGAUACACACUCAUACAGUGGCUUGCGAAAGUAUUAACCCGCCUUGGCAUUUUUCCUAUU
Messenger RNA from Coregonus clupeaformis (lake whitefish), 7697 nucleotides. RefSeq names its product homeodomain-interacting protein kinase 2-like. The record is from RefSeq and is a predicted model, not a curated record. Gene Ontology annotation, molecular function: transcription corepressor activity; ATP binding; protein tyrosine kinase activity. The transcript has 15 exons. NCBI's taxonomy places the organism in Eukaryota, Metazoa, Chordata, Actinopteri, Salmoniformes, Salmonidae. Gene Ontology annotation, biological process: peptidyl-serine phosphorylation; intrinsic apoptotic signaling pathway in response to DNA damage by p53 class mediator; positive regulation of transcription by RNA polymerase II. Bases 291 to 4127 code for a protein of 1278 amino acids. Gene Ontology annotation, cellular component: PML body; cytoplasm; nucleus.